Molecule: messenger RNA, 3186 nt
Organism: Sinocyclocheilus rhinocerous
Lineage: Eukaryota; Metazoa; Chordata; Actinopteri; Cypriniformes; Cyprinidae
Product: zyxin-like
Exons: 10
Coding region: 293-1732 (479 amino acids)
Biological process (GO): integrin-mediated signaling pathway; transforming growth factor beta receptor signaling pathway
Cellular component (GO): focal adhesion; cytoplasm; stress fiber
Source: RefSeq, a predicted model, not a curated record
GAAGCGUGAACCGGAAGUGUGUCAAGACUCGGUACAUUAGGAAAAAGUUAAUGUGGGCAGAUCAGAUUCUCUGAUGAUCAUCCCACGAGAGCUUCUUAGAAUUACCAGAAUAAUGCCUAACGCCAACACCGCGCUAUAAAGCGAUAAAAUUAAGAAAAGAUACGCAUAAAGGGGGGAUAUUUAUCCAUAAAACUAAAGGUAUCGAAAUUAGACGCGGUGUCUGCAUUAGAAAACCUGUAACGUUACUGUUUUUGGCAUAACUGCACCUUUCGAGAAAAAACGAACAAUCAAGAUGGCUGACUCUAGCACUGGCAAGCCUAUGGUGGUCACUUCCUCCGUCUCCCUCAAAGUUACCGCUCCUUCUUUCUACAAUCAACCCAAAAGGUUUGCGUCUGUCGCUCCUCCACGCCCCAAAGGACAGAUGGCCCCAUCACAGCCCUCGUCAUUUGUAAGCACUGGUGUAAUUGGACGAGUUGGAGAGAUGCCCCCGCCCCCUUCAACUCUUUGUGAGGACUUUCCGCCCCCUCCUCCUCCACUGGAUGAUGCAGAGCUUCCAGACCCUCCUCCAGAAUGCCAACUCAUACCCCCUGUAUCUGAUGCCCCUCCUCCUGCAUUCCCAGCCCCGCCCCCAGUUGCAGAGGACCUGAACCUCCCUGCAUCUCCUGAGGAAUUAACCUCUGUACCUUCCAGGCUGUUUGAGAAACAGACCAGUUUUGACAGGCAGCUGGGCUCUUUGACCAAUAUGUUAUCAGAGAUGGAGACUAGCGGACCUUUCAAUCCAAAGCAUGGUAAUUUGCAUAUCGCCCAAAGCUCUUUCCCACCACCUCCACCUGCCGCCCCUCCCGCCCCUGUUCCUCGACCAGCGAAUAUUCCUGCCCCUGCACCUACAUUCAAUCACUCGGAAACAUCUCCCACUGGCAGUCAGCAAAGCUUUGCUCCGCCUUCUCCUGCUGCACCUAAAAUAUCGCCCGUCUCGUCAUUCAACAGAUCAGCAGGAAACACGGUUCCACCAAAGGUGUCUGGUUCAGGUUCAGGUCCUGGUGGAGCUCCUCUCACUAUGAGGGAAGUAGAAGAGCUGGAGAAAAUGACUAAGGACUUUAUCAAAGACAUGGACAAUCAUCCUCCUGUGAUCACCUCUCCGGCUACAGAGGUGUGUGGUAAAUGUGGAGAGGCUCUGUCUAGAUCUCAGCCAGCAGUAAGAGCGAUGGAUAAACUCUACCACUCGCAUUGUUUCUGCUGCGUGACCUGUCGGCGCCCCCUACAGGGCAUGCAGUUCUACGACUGUGACAGAACGCCUCAGUGUGAGGACUGCUACAUGAAUUCUCUGGCUGUGUGUUCCCGCUGUGGGGAGCGGAUCACCGAUCGUGUCCUGAAGGCGGUGGGCCAGUCUUUCCAUGCCCACUGUUUCCUCUGCUCUACCUGUGGCUGCACCCUGGAGGGCGCUCCAUUCAUCACCGAUGACAAAAACAACCCUUACUGUGUCAAAGAUUACCAUCGCCGGUUCUCUCCUCUUUGCGUAAGCUGCAAUGAGCCGAUUAUUCCCGACCCUGGAAGUGAAGAGACAGUCAGGGUUGUUGCCUUAGAGAAGAACUUUCACCUGAAGUGCUACCGCUGUGAGGAUUGUGCUCGCCCCCUUUCCAUAGAGGCAGACGCUGAUGGCUGCUAUCCAUUUGAUGGCAGAAUUCUGUGCAUGAAAUGCCAUACCCAACGUGCCAAGCAGGCCAAACAUUGAUUGGUGGAACUUGCCACAAACCUAAACCAAAUUUAAGACACAUAAUUGGCUCAGCUUUGAAAAUGCAUUUGCCGAAUGUGUUCCAUUUCACAUUGUCAUUUUCUAAUUUUCCUCAUGUUUGCUCAAUGACAGUUUCGUCUUCUUUCGACAAAGCUCUGCUGCUUUUUCUGAAUGGCCUUAUUCAGAGCUCGGCCAAUAGCUUGCCCCCUUUGCCCUGGUGUCUUUCUGAUAGGGCUUGAUGUGUGCGAGCACAGUGUUAGUGCCUCCAUGUUGUAGUUUUUACCCCUAGAUUAAUAUGUAAAGUGUUAGAGAAGUGAUUUUUAGAGCUGUUUUUUGGCUUGAAUUUUUACUGUAGAGGCUGAUUCGGUGCAGAAGUAAUGUACUGCACUGCCGUCUCAGCUCAGCGAGCUGUACGACUCCCAGCAUGCCUUUAAAAAAAACUCAGAACAUCCAUAAAUUGUACCACAGCUGACUACUGAGGUGAGACGUAAAGUCUGUUUAUCCACAGCCAUCCAUGCACUUUCAAUAAGGCUUUCCAAAACAUACCUUGUAGUUGAUGAGAAGGGCUCUGUGUGAAAUGUAGUCGCGACAAAUGUAAAAUAAGCAAAAACAAAGGCAGGGAAAGGUGAAAGAACAAUGCGAUUUGUGUAUUUGUCAUGCAUGCUUCAUUUAUAAGAACUGUUUACCUGUAAAUGAACAAAUAUUUUAAGAAGCACAUUCGUUUUGUCCUAAAACGUAUCGAACUAAAUAUGUGAUGAUGAUGCAUUGAUUAUCAUAGCCAAUAUCAGUUCAGUUGUUUUUCAUUCCAUAUAUUGCGGUGUUUAGCGAUUGCACAAAUGUAGGUCAGUUUGAUGAAAAUGUAUCUCCAAAGAAAAGCACAUCAGCCACUGAGCCCAUUUUAUAUUGGCUUUAAGGUAGCGCUGAUAUUAUUUUGAGAAUUACAUCUGUUUUACAUAGCUCAGAAACAUUUGUUUUGUUUUAUUUCUCUAUGCACCUGUUUCCCUCGACUCUCUUGUCCAAGAAAUUCUCAUAUUUGAUGUAACCAAAUAAACCUAUGGCUCCCAUCAUAAAAAAUCUUACAUGACCAAAUCCAACACAUUAUGCAUGAUUUGUUAUUGUUAUUACAGUGUUUUAUACAUCAUGUUUCACAGUUGCCUCAUUUUCAUGCUGGUAUCACAACACUGCUGAAUUCAGUAUGCUGUUAUUGACCAUUUGAACCCUUGUAUUUACCAUUCACCAGUACUUUUGUCUUUUUUUUUUUUGUAAACUGAACAUCUAAAUUCCUCUCUUAUGUGAAUGUGUGCAUGUUUACGGUCGAAAGUAUGCCAACGUGUUAAUUUUGCUAUCAUUUCUUUUUUCCACAUUUGUACUGUAUUCUGAACUAAUAAAAGUAUGAAAUUGACAAACAGAGCACUUUUUUGAUCUGUCACUGGACCUAAAAGAUGUUUCUUGAA